This is a messenger RNA of Callithrix jacchus (white-tufted-ear marmoset), 1158 nucleotides long. RefSeq names its product ubiquitin C-terminal hydrolase L3 (gene UCHL3). Gene Ontology annotation, molecular function: cysteine-type deubiquitinase activity. The record is from RefSeq and is a predicted model, not a curated record. Lineage: Eukaryota; Metazoa; Chordata; Mammalia; Primates; Cebidae. Gene Ontology annotation, cellular component: cytoplasm. Gene Ontology annotation, biological process: protein deubiquitination; ubiquitin-dependent protein catabolic process.
GUGAGGGGAGAGGACUGUGGAUUUAGAUACUCUUUUCCCCCCGAGAUAGGAAUUUGGCCCUUAGUUUUUUCUUACUCAACAGCAUCUUAAUUUAAAAUAUGACACUUGACCUACGGCCCUGCGGGGAGCGGUUAAUAGGUUGAGAGGUCCGUCAAACUCUUUUUGAUGCUUAGGCGCCCUCCUCGGGGCGGUGGGUUGGGCGGGCCCAGGUCAAGGCGCGCGUGGGCGGAAGCUGCGGCGGCGGCGGAGAAGGCGGCGGCUGUCAGAGCUGUAGGGGCCGUACACCGCGGACAUGGAGGGACAGCGCUGGCUGCCGCUGGAGGCCAAUCCCGAGGUGGGCGCGCUUCGGGAUAGCCCUGGGACCCUGGGCAGGCGCAGAGGGAGCCGGGUUGCUGCCUUUCUCAGACAAUUAGGUCUGCAUCCUAACUGGCAGUUCGUCGAUGUAUAUGGAAUGGAUCCUGAACUCCUUAGCAUGGUACCAAGACCAGUCUGUGCAGUAUUACUUCUCUUUCCUAUUACAGAAAAGUAUGAAGUAUUCAGAACAGAAGAGGAAGAAAAAAUAAAAUCUCAGGGACAAGAUGUUACAUCAUCAGUAUAUUUCAUGAAGCAAACAAUCAGCAAUGCCUGUGGAACAAUUGGACUAAUUCAUGCUAUUGCAAACAAUAAAGACAAGAUGCACUUUGAAUCUGGAUCAACCUUGAAAAAGUUCCUGGAGGAAUCUGUGUCAAUGAGCCCCGAAGAACGAGCCAGAUACCUGGAGAACUAUGACGCCAUCCGAGUUACUCAUGAGACCAGUGCCCAUGAAGGUCAGACUGAGGCACCAAGUAUAGAUGAAAAAGUAGAUCUUCACUUUAUUGCAUUAGUUCAUGUAGAUGGGCAUCUCUAUGAAUUAGAUGGGCGGAAACCAUUUCCAAUUAAUCAUGGUGAAACUAGUGAUGAAACUUUAUUAGAGGAUGCCAUAGAAGUUUGCAAGAAGUUUAUGGAGCGUGACCCCGAUGAACUAAGAUUUAAUGCGAUUGCUCUUUCUGCAGCAUAGCUUGUCAAUAAUGGAAACACCAAAUAUUGUAUUAUUUGCAACAAAAUUUAAAUUUUCUCUGCCAUACACUAACUCAAAAAUUUUGAUAUUUUCAUUGAUGAUUAAACUUUAUGUGAAUUAAA